UUUUGUCUUCGGCCAUGAACGCAACUGUGACCCGGAAGUUGACGACAUCGCUUGUCGUCUUCUCGCAGCAACACAAACAGUGCACCGUUAGCCGUGAUUUAUUCGGCCCUUUGGAACAGACACACUUAAAAUAUGGCAGAAGUCGAGGACACCCUGAAGCGGAUCCAGAGUCAGAAAGGAGUUCAGGGGAUCAUCGUCGUCAACUCCGAGGGAAUCCCCAUCAAGUCGACUCUGGACAACUCCACCACGGUGCAGUACUCUGGACUCAUCCACCAGCUGGUGACGAAGGCCAGGAGCACUGUACGGGACCUCGACCCCCAGAACGACCUCACCUUCCUGCGGAUCCGCUCCAAGAAGAACGAGAUCAUGAUCGCUCCAGAUAAGGACUAUUUCUUGAUCGUCAUCCAGAAUCCGUCAGACUGAAGCAGAGGAGCUGCUGCCUUUCUUUCUGUCUGUCUGUCUCUUUCAUUUCUGAACAGCUACACUUUUUCUUUUUUGUCUUGGAUGAAAACAAACAUCCCGUUGACCCGACACUUUGAUGAACUCGCUGUAAAAGAAGUCAGGAGUUGAAGGUGGAUUUUAAAAGUGUCUGCGCCUGACAACGAGCUGACGUCUUUCCCCGUGAUUUAGCAUUCCUGACGCAGAGUCAAUCUCACAUGUAUUCAGAAACGCAUAUGUAUGGCAAAGGCUUUUUUUUUUUGUCCAUCUUAAUGACAAAUGAUGGAUUAUUUAUUGUCAUUAUUGUUUUGUUGGCAGGAGUAUUUCAGUGGCGAGCAAUGCGACAAACAUUGACUUCCUGUUGGGUAUUUGGAACAAAUGAUAUUAAAACAAAAACGUGGAAAUGA
Molecule: messenger RNA, 845 nt
Organism: Solea solea (common sole)
Lineage: Eukaryota; Metazoa; Chordata; Actinopteri; Pleuronectiformes; Soleidae
Gene: dynlrb1
Product: dynein, light chain, roadblock-type 1
Exons: 4
Coding region: 133-423 (96 amino acids)
Biological process (GO): microtubule-based movement
Cellular component (GO): cytoplasmic dynein complex; centrosome; cytoplasm
Molecular function (GO): dynein intermediate chain binding
Source: RefSeq, a predicted model, not a curated record